This is a messenger RNA of Ctenopharyngodon idella (grass carp), 3310 nucleotides long. It is a transcript of the gene nxph2a, whose product is annotated as neurexophilin 2a. Lineage: Eukaryota; Metazoa; Chordata; Actinopteri; Cypriniformes; Xenocyprididae. Gene Ontology annotation, molecular function: signaling receptor binding. The record is from RefSeq and is a predicted model, not a curated record.
GGAUUCACAUCACCACACACAUAUACAUUCACAAAUCAAACUACAGACGAACCGACUAAGAUAUUGAGCUUUUGGUAAAAGAUCGACUCUACUUUGGAGCUGUAUAAAACUUUAAUCAGAACAAACUGCCAUAAACAAAAAGACACACGGCGGACUGCGAGAGCGAGCACUCGCAUCAAUCACGCAAAAUGCUGCGAGGCUUCACACCUUCGCACUGAUCGGACUCGGCGCGUUUCGUAAGUCAUCGCUGCGUUCCGUCGAUCUGUCGAACAGCCACUCGGACACUACUUUCCAAUAAAAACCUAUUUUAAAAGCAACCUCUCCUGUCCCGAACACAUUUAUCAGUAUCACUGACGCCUGUGGGACCUUCUUCAGCUGUGCCGUCAUAAACCCCGCUGGUUACCGUCACUUUUCAACAUGAUCAACACCUUUUGCCAAGGGUAGUUGAGAGCAAUGGCACCUUCUUGUAAACCUUGUGAACUGGAUAUUUGCUUCUCCCACCUCAAGUAAGAGUCAAAGACAAUUUUCUGUAGUCAAGAUGCAGAUUGUUUCGGCUGUUUUGCUCCUGUUCUGUUUGCACAAGUGUUGUUGGAAGGUCACAUGCAGAAGAGUCCAUAUUCCAGAGCUUGUGGACUGGGGAGAAAACGAGGAGCACCCCUCCCCCAAAAGCGCCAGCCCCCGUGUUCUCAACCCCCUGCGCCUUUUCGCCCGGGGAUCCCCUGGGUUCAAGAGCAACAGGAGGGAGAUUACAUAUUUGGAAAACAUCGAGGACUCCUGGGACUGGUUAUCUAACCAGACAGAUGUCAGAGAGUCGCAGAGCAGGACUAAACGCAGACCCAUCGUGAAAACGGGCAAGUUUAAAAAAAUGUUCGGCUGGGGUGACUUCAACUCCAACAUCAAGACUGUGAAACUAAAUCUCCUCAUUACAGGCAAGAUAGUGGACCACGGCAACGGCACGUUUAGCGUUUACUUCCGUCAUAAUUCCACGGGCCUGGGGAACGUCUCUGUAAGCCUGGUGCCGCCUUCCAAGGUGGUGGAGUUUGAGAUCGCCCAGCAGUCCACCCUGGAGACGAAAGACUCAAAAUCUUUCAACUGCCGGAUCGAGUACCAGAAAACGGACCGCAGCAAAAAGACUUCACACUGCAGCUAUGACCCGUCCAACGUGUGUUACCAAGAGUCCACCCAGAGCCACGUGUCCUGGCUCUGCUCGAAGCCCUUCAAAGUCAUAUGCAUCUACAUCGCCUUUUACAGCACUGACUAUAAACUGGUGCAGAAAAUCUGCCCAGAUUACAACUACCACAGCGACACGCCGUACGCUUCCACGGGUUAAGAUCCGGUCCAUCCUCCACAGUGAGAAUGGUCAACCUCAUUUUCACCAUGUGUUCAUCUGAUUUAGAAGCAAUUAAAAUAAAUCCAGAUGUUUCGCAUUAGGCUACAUUACUGGCAUGUGCUUCAACCUCUGCCUUUGCCUUUUGUGAUACGGCAGUCACGACGUUUGAUGGCAAAAUAACUGAUCAAAGCUUUUGUUUUUGGCUGUAAACGUCCCACAUCCCAUCCCGUGGUUUGAGUUCUGUUGGGAAUUUUUUUCCCGAAAACACACCUUUCUCUAUUUGUCAAGCUAAUAAAUCACAGACCUACAGAGGAUAGAAUAUAAGUGAAACACCUUUUUAUUGUGAGGUUUAUGUGUGUGUUAGUGUGUGUGUGUUUUAUUGAGCAAUGUGUUUGGCACUAAAUUGUGGAAAGCAUUUAUGCAGUUGACAAGGUAAAUGCGAACGGGUUAAAUCAUUCAGCAAAGACAUCACAUACAAAUUACUCUUAGUCAUUUUGCAUUUCACAAAAGAUCUAUGUGUGAAUUGAGAUUUGUGUAUAAUUUCAAAGAGUAAUUUGCGAUGUCUCACGAGAGCACAAUUCAUUGGACAGGUGGAUUUAGUGAAUCUGGCAGCCGGUUAACAACCCUUUGUCAUGGUCUCGCCACAGAGAUCCACAUUUCCAGGCUCUAAUUAACAUUAAUUAUAGUGGGAAAUUUCACUUACAAACCAUGACAGAGGGGACCGAAGCCAAAAACUGAAAUUUAGCAUGUCAGUCAUGUAGCAAACCUCUAUUCAUGCCAGUGACUUUGGACUGGAAUUAAACUCUUUCGUAUCUUCUGUUCCUCGAAAAGAGAGUAAAUACAGACAUUUAUGCAAAUGCACAUGAAGUUGUAAUUUAAUACAUUAUGUGAGUCUGCCUUAUGGGAGUCUGUCAUAAUUUAAAACAGUACCUGGAGAUCAGUUGAAGGAAUAAUUUUUGUUUUCACAUUAUAGUCUAAAUGUCAGUGUGUCACAAUGAACCAGUUGAAAUGCCAUAGUCUGAUAAUCAGAACUGGAAUUCUCAGGUUCCAUAUGUGCGUGUGCGUGCGUGUGUGCCUAACAGAUUAUGGCCGUUUAUUUUAUUCUCAUAUCAGGGCGACUGAUCUGGAUCACAGUUCUGCUCGAAGUGAAGAAUCAGAUGGAUUAUUAAUUGUACUGAUACUCUAAUUGUCUUGCCACACGAACAUUAGCAUCAAGAACAUGUUGAUACAAAGAUAGCUGUUUAUAGUUGUAUUUAGUUUAUAAUCCUGUGUGCAAUUUUGUGAAUAGUGUAUAAAUGUGACUAUAAAACCGUUGUGUAUUUUGCCUUUUAAUGAUGAAUUAGUUUCUUUAUUCUCUCAAUACAGCAUAAACAGUUUUCCUACGUUUGGUGCUUGUCACAGCUUUCCCCUGGUUUCACAGACAAGGCUUGAGCCUAGUCCCAGACUAAAAUGCACAUUUGAGCUGUUUUAACUGAAAGAAACUUGCACUGACAUAUCUCAAAAUAUGUCAGUGCCAUUGUUUUGUCUCAAGAUGCACACCAGUAAUGUUUUUUUCUAAGGCGCAUUUAUAAAAGCUACUUAAAUGUCCUAAUUAAACUUCUGGCUUAAUCUAAGCCCUGUAUGUGAAACCAGGCCUUUGUUUUUCACAACUGCAAAUUGUACGCUUUAUGUCCUCAAUAUCUGUAAAAUACAAAAAAGCGCUCAAGGAAAAUACAUUUGAGCUGCCAGCUUUCUUUUACUUUUAUUCAAUAUGACUGUCACAAAGAAAACCAUGAAGCAUAUCCAGACUAUGUGAGAUUUGUAGUGAAACAUAUGCUCCGUCAUUUUUUAUGACCACAUAAAACACUGAUUCUUAAAUCAGUAAUAUAUCUUGCAAAAUCACAUUACCUCUAGAUAAAAACGUUACACCCUGUGAUAUGUGCUUCGUUUCUUCAAGCUCUAAUACAUGAUCAUAUUCAAUAAAAAGCUUUCUGAUGUAUA